Orcinus orca (killer whale) is the source of this 1804-nucleotide messenger RNA. RefSeq names its product chromosome 16 C20orf202 homolog (gene C16H20orf202). Bases 367 to 666 code for a protein of 99 amino acids. NCBI's taxonomy places the organism in Eukaryota, Metazoa, Chordata, Mammalia, Artiodactyla, Delphinidae. The transcript is spliced from 2 exons. The record is from RefSeq and is a predicted model, not a curated record.
ACAAGCCCUCAGAAAGGGGACACCUAUUUCCAUAAUAAUUAUAAUUUUAUCAUUUAAAGCUUUAUAGUCUCUGUGAUCCUGUUGGCAUCCGAUUUGGAUUCUGGAGCCCACAGGCUCUGAGGCAUCCAUACCCCAGUGAUCUCCCUCCCCUCGCCCCUUGUUCUAUUCAGAGUACUGAAGCCCUUUAAAAAAAAAAACACACACUACAUUUUCCAAUGUCAGCUACUUCCUGCUCUCAUUAACUCCAUCCUCAGUGACUUAGCCAGACUCUGCUCCUGGCCUGAAGCAGAGAGCAGACUGUCCAAAUCAAAGGUCCCUCAGGCCCGUCACCAGGUCAGCAUCAAGGUCUCUCCCAAGGACGCUGAGAUGAAAACAGCAGAAGAGCCAACCUCAAGUCUUGGGCAGACCCUGGAGUGGCUGAGAAAGGAGCUGGCUGAGAUGCAGGUCCAAGACCAGAGACUUCUGCUCACGCUGAAGCAUCUUCACAGUGUCCUGCAGGAGCUGCGUGCAGAGAGUGCCCACUGGGAGGAUGCCAGAUCCAGUGGCGGAGCCUCCCCCAUCAGACCUCGGGCAGGCUCUGAAGGCAGGAACCACCAGCCCUUUUCCUCCAGGGGCCUGGCCCAGCUUCUCCAAGGGGCAGACAGCAGACGAAGCUCCCUCCCUUAACAGGCCAGAGAUGACCCUGACUUUAAACCCUCCCCCCACUAGUCUAAACUUUGAUUGUGAUGAGAGCGAGCACUGGAAUGGGAGUCAGGAAGGCCGGUCUCUGGGUUCACCCCUGCCCUCAUUCACUGUGUGUCCCUGGACCUGUCACUCAGCUUCUCUGUGUCACUCUUUCCUCUCCUGUCACUUCUCAGGGUUUUUACACAAAUGAAGUAUCAGAUGUGAACACAUUUGGAAAACGCAAACAUGUUACAUGGCUUCUGGCAAGCACCAUGGUGGUAAUCCUAUUCUUAGGAAUUUCCCACAAGGUGAUUGUUAAAACGAAGAAAGAGCUCAGUGUGCCUGGAUGUUUAUCUAGUGUUGCCAUGGCAAAAAUACAGAACCCCGUGCAGUGACUUGAUGGUUGUUUUCUGUCUUCCCAGCAGGCCUUCUUAUUCCCCUUUAUCUGAAAGAAACAGGCCCUACAACCAGCCUGGCCAUAAGGAUGGGCAUGUAACCAGGCCUGGCCAGUUACAAUUCAUGGUCAUCCUAACAACAUGAUUGGUCCAAUGAGUGGACAUGUGGCUCAACAGAGCCAUCACAGCCCUUCUCUGGGAUUGCCCUCUUGAUUCUUGUUCUACUGCGGUCACAAACCUGGGGGUGCCAGUGGCCAUGACUCCUGUCAGGUGAGGGAGACCUGCUGGCAGUAGGAAAGAAAGAGGCUAAUCUUCAAAGAGAAGCAGAGAGAGGACCACACAAGAGAUGGGCAGAGAGGAAGGGUGCUGGCUCUUUUUAGUCCCUGGUUUCAGACCCUAAUUCUGUGAGUUACUCCUGCUGUCUUGCCAGAGCAGAAGCCAGUAGAUUCUACCACCACCACCCACAAAGGCACACACCAGUUUGUUUUUGCUUAAGCUGAUUUGAAUAAGGUUUCCCUUACUUGCAACCAAAAUAGUCCGGAUGGUCAAAGAAGCAAAGAAGAGAAAUCAAGAAAAAAAAUGGCAUUUCUGACAACCGAGUUUGGCAGGCAGGAAACAAGGUGUAUGUUGUGGCAGAACCCUCAAUUCUUUGGGGUGUGGGAGUCAUAACUUUGAAAAAUUAUAUCUGCCUAUAAGAAAGAUAUAAAUGGAACAGGUGAAAAUAAAGUCCUGGUGUUAACAUGGUC